UAUUUGAUAGUUUUAAUACCUACAGAUGUGAAAAAGUUGUUUGUUGUGAUGGAAGUUUUCCUUGUAUUUGGAUGGCAGUUCUUGCUGUUUUUUUAUUCUAGCUUCAAUGAAGUGACUUGCUCAUUUGUGGACUUGUGUCCUGGCAAUGAAUUUUUUGAUCCCAUCAGUUUGCUGUGUAAACAGUGCCCUGCAAAUCAAAGUUUUGUUGUGUAUUCUAAGAGAAGCUGCAGCAUUUCUGGUGAAACUUUUCUGUCUCCUUGGGGUCAUGGAAAUUGCCAAUGCUCUCCAGGAUUUUUCCUUCAAGUACAGAAGCAGGGAAUGGCAUGCCAAGAGUGUCCAGAAAAUUUUACAGCUUCAACAGAUGGGAGAGCCUGUGUUAAGUGUCAAUCUGAUGACCUAUAUGAUGAAGAGCUCAAAGUUUGCAAACCCUGCCCUCAAGGCUUCAUUUCAAUUGACCGGGCUAUGAAUGGGACUCAGUUCUCAAGGAAAAUGUGUAUCAAGUGUGAAGAAGGGACACUGGCUGACUCAAGCAUCAAUCGAUGUCUUGCUUGCCCUGCUUCGUUUUUCUCCAUCAAUGGUAGAUGUGAAUGUCCUGAAGCAACUCAUUCCAUAACGGACGGCCAGUGUGUCAAGUUAUCGGAGUUAAUGUCCAUACCUGACAGAGAAAGCAGUUACUUGAUACCCUUCAAUAGCAUGAAAGUUAAGUCAGAAAUUUUGCAUAAGUAUUACCGGUCUGUUGCCCAUGGUUGUGUUUUUAAGAGCAACCUCACAUCAUGUCAAUUCCUGGCCAACAUGUGUGUGCUGUUGCACUAUGCGUUCGAUAACGAACUGAACGCUUGUGGCUAUUAUAGGACUGUGUUUGGCAAGAGUGUUGCUGGUCUACCGGCUCAUGUACCGGGGAUAUAUUACGACGAAAAUGAUGCACCGCAGCUCUUGACUGACACUAAAAUGAAUACGGUUUUCAGUUUUCAACCAAGCUCGCCAAACAAUGUUUUGAAUUUCACUGUAUUGAAAGUCUCACCGUACGGUCAAAUACUAGGAAUAGGUGAGGCAAGACAGCUGCUAGAGUUGUGCCCAAAACUGAAGUACCACCUCGGUUCAGCAUUUCAGUUUGGUAUUAGUUUCAAAUUGAGCUGUUUAAUACCGACUUUCGCGCUGUGGAACAAUUAUGAAACUUUGUUCUACGAACUUUACUUAAACUAUUACAAUGAAGAGACUCAGUUGUUCGAAAGAUAUCCUCUUUACAUUUUAAACACGGAAUUCGAAAAGGACAAAGUGUUGGUGAACAGGAGAGCGCGAUUGGAUUGGCAGCUAACGAAAAGGUUUUUUCUCUUCGAUAAUCUCGGUGGCAGGGAAGCAGUUUCUGCAGGAACGUCACGCAAUGCUUUGGCAGUUCGAUACGCUAAAUAUCUGAAGCUAAUUAUCACGAAAAGAAAGGAUGGGUCUGAUGGUUUAAUAUAUCCUCCUUUACUGGUCUUGACUUAUGAUGAGGUUCCUAUAUCAUCACUGCGUGCUGCCGAUGAUGUUGAAAUGACUUUAGAGGUUCAAUACAAUAUGGAUUUCUCGGACGCUAAACGCGAUGUGUCCAUAUCUGCUGGAGUGAUGAGCAUCUUCGCUGUUCUUUGGUCGCUUAUCGAGGCUUACAGUUGGGGCAAACGAAGUGGAAAAGUCGGUGUCGAUCUCUCCGGUAUCUUCAGAUUACUUCUAAUCUCUUGCGGAAACUUGGCGAAUGUAUUUUUCCUCGUAAUGUUUUCUGCGUGCUUGUAUUGGACCAUAAUAUUUAAACAUCAAGGAGUUGUAUUCCUGCUACUUCCAACCCCACAAGACGAAUAUCUCAUCAAGCAGUACUUGAUAUCAGCAUUCUCGUUGAAGCUCGUGCAUUUAUGUUACGUGUUCUACGGUCAGAUGACUCUAGACUUGUUUCUGAUUGAUUGGGAAAAACCAAGAGCUCAAAAUACAAUACCACACCCCAGGUUGUCUAAAAAAUCUGAAUUGACCGGGAAUUCUAGCGGCCAAACUAUCAGCAUUUGGAGAAUUUAUUUUAUUGCUAAUGAAUGGAAUGAGAUUCAGUCUCUGCGAAAAAUAAAUUUGGCUUACCAUUUGAUAGCUAUUUUAUUCUUCUUAAAAGUUCUUGGCGUGGAAAACCAUGCUUCAUUCAACCCAAAUUCUUCGAUGACCGAGCGCCCGGCUGAGUACGAGCAACUAGACAGUUUUGUAUGCCGUUUUAGUCUCAGCGUUUCUUUGCAUUUGCUAUUAAUUGCAUUGCAGCUUCUCGUCCGAUCAGCCAUUUACGAACGAUACAUAGAGAAUAAACUACAACAGUUCAUAGACCUCUGUUCCAUGGCUAAUAUUAGCGUGUUUAUACUGGAAAACCCCUUAUAUGGCUACUAUAUUCACGGACGUUCCGUGCAUGGCUUUGCUGAUUCUGAUUUGCUAACAUUCUACGAACAAUUGAAGAGAGAAGAAGAAGAUCUUUGCGCCUACAGAGGUUUGGAAGCUUCGAGUGACUGCCAGACAUUUGAGGUUAUAACGACGUACAGAUUCAGAGAGGAGUACCUUAGAAUCUUGACGCCAACUCUCCAACAAAAUGCAACAAGUUUGCCUCAGUUUAGUUCUAAUCAUCGCCUCAAGCUCGAUACUAAAAAAGUCGAACUGACUGUUCAAGCUCACGAAACAAUGAAGAACUUUUUCGAAAUGUUCCUUCAACAUUCUUCGCCAGAAGUUGACUUUGUCAUCAAGGAUAAACUCUUCUUGGAGACAGUGCUUGAUGUUGAAUUUCAGACUGUAGAUGACAAAUGUCUUUUUUUCAGGGACCAGAAACAUCUCUUCGAUAGAGUUCUGCUCUACGGGCAAGAAACAGUUCUUGUAUUAUUUGAAAUUCUUCUCUUCACUUUUGUUGACUUGCUCUCGUAUGACUUCGUUCUUUCUGCCGUAGUUACUUAUGCAGUCUCGAGCGCUUUGAAAGCUCUACGAAAUGUCGGCGGCAAGAGGAAUCUCAUAAAGAAGACUCUUGUCGAUCAACGAUUUUUAAUAUGAUAGCAACGUGCGAUGAUCUGUGUGAGCCUUUCUGACUUUCUGUAAACUCAGAUUUAAUGUUCUCAUUCUAUGUAUAUUUGGGCACAUAAUUAUAGUUUUUUUGCACAUUUGGACUAGAUACACA
Molecule: messenger RNA, 3160 nt
Organism: Hyalella azteca
Lineage: Eukaryota; Metazoa; Arthropoda; Malacostraca; Amphipoda; Hyalellidae
Product: meckelin-like
Exons: 1
Coding region: 49-3036 (995 amino acids)
Biological process (GO): cilium assembly
Cellular component (GO): MKS complex; ciliary transition zone
Source: RefSeq, a predicted model, not a curated record